Paramisgurnus dabryanus is the source of this 4298-nucleotide messenger RNA. RefSeq names its product LLGL scribble cell polarity complex component 2 (gene llgl2). Gene Ontology annotation, cellular component: plasma membrane; cytoplasm; cortical actin cytoskeleton. Gene Ontology annotation, biological process: Golgi to plasma membrane transport; cortical actin cytoskeleton organization; establishment of spindle orientation. NCBI's taxonomy places the organism in Eukaryota, Metazoa, Chordata, Actinopteri, Cypriniformes, Cobitidae. The record is from RefSeq and is a predicted model, not a curated record. Gene Ontology annotation, molecular function: GTPase activator activity; myosin II binding.
AGUCAGAGCGCGCAGCAGGAAACACUUCACUGAUAAUCCUGAACCCCUCUGUCCACACACAGACCUCGAACGCGAGGUAAACACCACUCGAGCCUGCUCUACAUUACCAGCUGCCGUGGUUUCUUCAACCCGGGAUAACUAGUCAAACCUGUGUGAAUCGUGGACAGAGCCGGGGCGUCGGGCCGCGGUAAAUCAGGUGGUUGAGGAGAAUCCGUGAGGGAGGCAGCGCGAGGUUCCUGCUCUUCCAGGGAGGAUGAAGAGAUUCCGGCGACACGGGCAUGAGUCUCAGAGGGACAAACACCUACAGGAUCUUUAUCAGUUCAACAAGACUGUAGAGCAUGGCUUUCCUCAUCAGCCCAGCGCUUUGGGAUUCAGCCCCAGCCUAGAGCUCUUGGCAAUUGGUACCAGAUCAGGAGCCAUUAAACUGUAUGGAGCUCCAGGUGUGGAGUUUAUGGGACUUCAUGAUGAGAAUGCAGCAGUUACACAGGUCCACUUCCUGCCAAACCAGGUCGAGUUGGUCACUUUGCUGGAUGAUAACAGUCUGCACAUGUGGACACUUCGGGCCCAUAACGGUGUGUCUGAGUUGCUUGAGAUUGGACGUUUCACCCUCUCUGGUCCACCUGGCGCUGCCCCCAGCGUGACACGGGUGACGGCAGUCCUGGCACACUCAUCGGGUGAACUGCUACUGCUGGGCACAGAGGGAGGCCAUGUGUUUGUGGUGGAGGUACCAGGCUUCAGAGAGAUGGAGGAGAACAACGUUAGUGUAGAAGAUGUACAGAGCAGAGUUCCAGAGGAAUACGUUGGCCGCAGGAAUUUGGAGUGUGUGGAGACUCUGCAGGAGAACCCGCUCAACCCACGCCAGGUUCUUAUUGGCUACAGCCGAGGUCUCAUGGUUCUGUGGGAUCUGGAUCGCAGACGUCCCAUCCAGCACUUUCUGGGCACACAGCAACUGGAGAGUGUUUGGUGGAUGGAGGAUGGUGGGAACAUCCUCAGUUCCCAUAGCGACGGAAGCUACUGUAACUGGACGGUAACUGGCGAGGAUCCGCAAACUGAGCCCGAGAAACAAGAGAUACCAUAUGGCACCUUUCCCUGCAAGGCCAUUUCUAAAGUUAUACAGCUGCCAACGAAACAAGGUCCCCCAUUUCUCAUCUUCAGCGGAGGAAUGCCGAGGGCCAGUUACGGGGACAGACACUGCAUCUCCAUCAUUCACAGCAAAACACAUGAAGCUUUGGACUUCACGUCACGCAUUAUUGACUUCUUUGCUAUUCGGGAAGGAGAGAACCACAGAGGUGACCCUAAAGCUCUUGUGGUUUUGGUAGAGGAGGAACUGGUGGUGGUUGAUCUGCAAACUGAAGGUUGGCCCGUCAUCCGUACACCCUACCUGGUGCCAUUACACUGUUCAGCCAUCACAUGUUCUCAUCACGUCUCUGCCAUCCCGCUCAAACUGUGGGAGAGAGUGCAGGCGGCCGGGGACCAGCAAAGCACGCACUACUCCAAGAAGCCUUGGCCUAUAAAUGGAGGGCAGAAUCUUGCCCCAGACCCUCCACAGAGGGACCUGCUACUGACAGGACAUGAGGACGGCACAGUGCGUUUCUGGGACGCCUCAGGGGUCUGUCUAUACCCCAUGUACAAACUCAGCACAGCUGGAGUCUUUCAUACGGACGCCGACCCGAAUGAUAACAUGAACCAGGGCAGUGAGGGAGAGUGGCCUCCGUUCCGCAAGGUGGGCUGCUUUGACCCCUAUAGCGAUGACCCUCGGCUUGGCAUCCAGAAGAUCCAUCUUUGUAAAUACAGCGGUUACCUUACGGUAGCUGGAACCGCAGGACAAAUUCUGAUUCUGGAGCUGAACGACGAGGCCGCUGAGCAGAUGGUGGAAGCGACUGUGGUGGACCUGCUGCAGGGUCAGGAGGGUUUCCGGUGGAAGGGUCAAGCACGUCUAGACGUGCGGGAGGAGCCGGUAUUGUUUCCUCCAGGCUUCCAGCCUUUCGCCCUGGUGCAGUGCCAGCCGCCCGCGGUGGUCACGGCAAUUGCUCUCCACUCGGAGUGGAAACUGGUGGCGUUCGGUACCAGCCAUGGCUUUGGUCUUUAUGACUACCAACAGAGGAGCAACGUUAUGGUCAAAUGCACCCUGAACCCCAGCGAUCAGAUGGCCUUGGAGGGUCCGCUGUCUCGCGUCAAGUCCAUUAAAAAAUCCUUGCGCCAGUCCUUCCGCAGAAUACGGCGCAGUCGGGUGUCAAUGCGCAAACAUCACACCACCAAUGCAGCCAAGCUUCAGGAGAUCAAUGCAAAACUGGAGGCCGAAGCUCUGCAGGAAAUGGAGCUGGCUCCCGUACAGAGAAAGAUCGAAGCCCGUUCGUCGGACGACUCCUUCACGGGUCUUGUCAGGACGCUGUACUUCGCAGACACGUUUGUCAGCGAUAGUUCUCACAGUACGCCCUCGCUGUGGGCAGGGACCAAUGGAGGAGCCGUCUUUGCGUACGUUCUCCGUAUUCCCUCGGUUGAACGGAGGAUGGAGGAUCAUGUUGUGGCUCAUGCAGCUAAAGAGAUUCAGCUGAUGCAUCGUGCUCCAGUAGUCAGUCUGGUGGUCCUGGAUGGGAAGGGGACUCCUCUGCCUGAACCCCUGGAAGAGGCCCACGACUUGGCACGCCGUCCUGAAAUGCACGGCUCUCAUCAUCUGUUGGUGAUCUCAGAGGAGCAGUUUAAGCUGUUUACUCUGCCCAAAGUGAGCAGUAAGUCAAAGCUAAAACUCACAGCUGUAGACGGUUCCCGGGUACGACGUGUGGGCGUGGCCUGGUUCGGAAGUCGGACCGAUGAACAUUUGGAGAGCGGCUUGGUGGUUCUGACUAAUCAAGGCGAGCUGCACGUCCUCUCUCUGCCCUCCAUCAAAAUGCUGGUGCACUACCCCUGCAUACGAAAGGAAGAUGUCAGUGGAAUUGCCUCAUGUGUCUUCACAAAAUAUGGCCAAGGUUUCUACCUGAUGUCCCCAUCAGAGUUUGAAAGGUUUUCUCUGUCCACACGUUGGGUGGUGGAACCACGCUGUUUGGUUGAGGCUCCUCUUCAGGCGAGAUCCAAGAACCCAUCGAGUCCGGUUCACAGAGACCAACCAGACAGAGCCACAGAACACAGGAAUUUCAGAACCGACAGUGAAGGAUAUGAGAACUCUGCUACACAAGUAAUGGAGCAUGCUUUGCUCAACGAUGAGAGUGUUCUUCAGGAGAUCCAGAAGUCUCUAGAAGGAGAUCAGACGACCUUCCUUGAGAACAAUCUGAGGACUAAGCCAAAAGCAGGCAACAUGUUAAGCAAUGGAGACUGAGCCUUUUAAUCCCAGUGCCUGAACAAUUCUGGAUUCGUUCUGCAUUCCAGAUUUGCUUACGAACUGAACACUACUGCUAGCACCACUACUGAACCAUUUGAAAGCCUUGCCCUGGACAGAGGAACCUUUCACUCGGAGCUUCCACACCCAGGGGGACAAAAUAGAGUGAAGGACCACCAUCACCACCACCAGCAGUGCCUGUCAAGACCGAUCACUGUUUCUCCACUCAUUACAUUACAUGCUGACCAGCCACCAGCUUCCACUUUGCACGCUUCAGCGCAUCAAGGCAAAAGCUGCAGCAUUUGGACAAGACUGGCAGUUUUUUUUUACUUUUAACUUAAUUUUAAAUGCAUGAUUUUACUUUUAUACCAGAUCGAGGACCAGCGAGUCUGCAAACAUAAUAUGUGGGGAAAAUGCCAGUGGCUGAUGUUGACGAUUAGGUUGGGAUGAGAAGGCACUUGCAUAGUAGAUAUGAGGAUAAAGUUCCUUGCGCGUAUGAAACAUCCCACAGAAAGUAGUGUUGCCUUUUCACCCGUCCACACCAAUGAGAAUGAGAGCGUGAUUAGAUAAAUGUUGAUAUAGGUACUUAUUUUUGACACUACUGUGUAGUACACAUGCUGUAGUUUCUGGGGUGUACAGUUUUCUGAGGGGCUAGGAUUUGAAUUUCUUUUUUAAAUUGUUAUGCCAAUUAUGAAUGAUGUAAUUUAGGAAUGUAAUUUUAAAAUAUUGUAGUCAAAUGUUUUAAUAUAUGUGUAUAUGAAAAUCUUAUCUCGUUUUAACAGUGGGUUAAUUUUUUGGAGGGCUGUAUUUUCUGAUUCAAGGAAAUAUUUUGGUACUGUCUCCUGAAAUGCUUUUUAGCGUUUUCUUUGGGGGGUUCUAGAAUAUAUUUUUGUAGAGACUUGAUUAUGUAUGAGAACACUAAUAAUUAUUAUGCUUUGUAACUUCACACUACAGUCUUCUCAGUAAAUUUUUCACGUACAUGGUC